Uranotaenia lowii is the source of this 5192-nucleotide messenger RNA. It is a transcript of the gene RecQ4, whose product is annotated as ATP-dependent DNA helicase Q4. Lineage: Eukaryota; Metazoa; Arthropoda; Insecta; Diptera; Culicidae. Gene Ontology annotation, cellular component: nucleus; chromosome; cytoplasm. Gene Ontology annotation, molecular function: four-way junction helicase activity; ATP binding; zinc ion binding. The record is from RefSeq and is a predicted model, not a curated record. The transcript has 8 exons. Gene Ontology annotation, biological process: double-strand break repair via homologous recombination. Bases 178 to 5106 code for a protein of 1642 amino acids.
GACUUCGGUUGCGGGAGAAAAUGAGCGCGCGCAAAAAUUUUGUUCGGUUCUUGUUCAGUUUUCGAUAGCAAAGCUGGGAUUCGAAAAUUCAAUUUAAAAGUUUCAAACUAUGAUCCAACUGCGGUAGUUCAGUUAAAGUUUUUCUAAGAGUUCCAUAACGUGACGAUACGGUGAAGAAUGGAGGAUCCUGUUUUUCGGACCAAGUAUCAAAAGUACAAGUACAAAGUAAAAUUAUGGGAGAAAGAGUUUCGCAAAAAACAUGGGCGAAUUCCUUCAAAGCAUGACAUCCGCGACUCUCCGGCCGAUGUGCGCAACUCGUACAAAAUGUACUACAAGCUAAAAACGUCACUCCUGGAGGAUACGCUACAGGAUGUUCUCGAUGAUGAUGAUGACUUCGAUAGCUCACUGGUAUCGCAGAUGGAGAGCAGCCUUUCCCAGGAUAUGUCGUUCAAUGGCGAAACUUUCUCCAAUCUUGGUGAGAUGCAGGGUGCCAACAUUUCACUUGGCAAUUUACUCACCGAUCAAAUAUCUGGAAAAGUUACGGAAUUCGAGACUGAACAAGAGUCCGAACAAAAUGCACGCGCUUGGGGUAAAGAACUCAAUCGAAAGAAGCCGUCACAGGAACUGGUAAAGGAACCAUCUCCUGUGAAGCCGAAAGCUAAGGUCCCUACUAAGUUGAUGGAAGCUUCGGUGGUGGUGCCGAAACGAAAUCCCCGAAAAUCGCUGUCAAGCAGACUGUCAAGCAAUUCUUUUUCUUUGAAUACAAAUUUGAGUUCUUUAACCAGUUCCAAAUGGACAGAAGUGCUACCAGAUUUAGAAACCCUGUUGAAUGAAAAAUCGAAACAGGAAACCUCACCUAUUCAGAUAGCCACGUUGAAUGCACAACAAUCGAAAGAACCAAUUAAUCAGCUGGAUGCUGGUUGGCUUAACCGACAGACUUCAGAACCGGGAACUAAUAUCACACCCAUUGUCAAAACGGACUUACAACCGAAACGUUUCGGACUACGUAAUCUGAAUCUUUCCUCGAUAGAAUCCCCUUCGGCGGCACCAGUUGAUGUUUCCACUAGUUUCGGGAUGUCAGCAUUAAGCAUGAACUCAUUUACAUCUGCAACACCAAAUUCUAUGUCUGAUACCACUAGUCCACAAAUUAUUGCGCAAAGUACAGCCUUUGAUCGUUCUGUUCAGUCGGAUUCGGAUGGCGUAGUUGAAAACAGUGAAGACGAAUCAUGCACAGGGGGAGGAUCUCACAAUUCCAGUGUUGUCCGUCACGUGGCGAAAAAGCGAAAGGUUUUCACCAGUGUGAAUACAAGAGUGGAAAAAGAUACUUCUGCAAUUAAAGAGAUUGAGCCGAAAGCAGAUACAAUUGUCCAACAAAGCGCCAAAGAAGUAGAAAAUCGGGAUCCAAUAGGGGUCGAUGAAACCGUUUCCACCGAGAUGAAGGAACAAAAACCGAAAAAAGGGCGUAAAAAGGUUGUGCUAACUAAAGCGAAAGGCGCUGCCAAGAAAGAGGUUUCGUUAAAGACCGCCGUCACUCGUCGAUUACCAAAGCGUGGUCAGAAAGCAGUCAGUUAUUCUCUGGACGCGGAUGCUGACUCGGGUGACGACGUGGAAGGCAAGGACCCGUAUGCUGACUUCGACGACGACGAUAAAGAUCCCGAUUUCAAGGAGUUGGAAAUAUCGGCCGAAGCUCACGACGAGAGUCUAGAGAAGGGGCACGAGUUGGAAGAACAACAAAUCCCGGUGGCCGUUUCCAUUAAAUCGAAAGCAGGGCGCAAAAAGGCUGAACCAAAAGCAAAACCUGCCGCUAGAAAAUCUCGAGCGAAAGCUCCUACGGUUUCUCCUAGUGGAGGAAGAAAGAAGCGAUCAACUUCUGCGAAAAAGAGUCCUGCCGCUCCAAGGAUUGGUGGGAACACAGGGAAAGGCAAACGGAGGGUUGCCAGAACUGCUGCUGCCCCGAAAGUUAAUCCUGUUGAACAGGAACUGGAGAAAAAGGAAGAUGAGUUUAACGAUUACGUGCUGGAAUUUGGAAUCGAAAGUUUGAAUAAUGCUCCGAGGGUUGACAUAAGAGAAUUGGAAAAAAGUUCUAAGACAGCUGAAAGUUUUAUUAAAGGAAUAACGGUAGAAAAACCUAGCAGUUCGAAGGUUGUUUCUAACGAUGAAAUUGUCACAAGCAAAGAAGCUGCUAUGAGGAAGAAGGUUGCAGCAGGGAAAUUGAAUGAAAAUUUUGUCCGCGUAGACAUAAGGAAGAAAGUUUUUGUUAAGGGCAAGAAAACUAUAAAUUUCAGUCGUUACAAGAAAAAUUUAUGGAAGAAAAAGAAAAUUGCUGCCCUGAGUGGACCAGAAAUGGAUAUGGGAGGAUGUGACGGGGGCGUCUUGACAUGUUUCGAGUGUGGCGGUACUGGUCAUAUGGCCAGGUACUGUAAAGUUAAAGGGGAAAACCUGCUUCCUCUAGAAGGAGCAGAUGGAAUCGAGGACUCACCUUUCCCAACGCUAGAAGAAGCAGAAACAAUGGCCCAGUCGAAAUCGCUUGUUGUUCACGCUAAUAAAAUUCAAAAUUUACCAGCUGUAGCAAAUCCGUUAUGGAAACAGGAAGACGAAGCAAGCAACGAAUCGCCAGAUGGUCUUAAGAAUGCCACUGAAGACGAAAGUAAAAUUGAUUAUGAAGAAACCUCUUGUGAGCCUGAACCCACACAACCCACAAGUUAUAUUGGCCACGCCAUUCCGCAAGAUUUUUUGAAAAAGUCUGGGAUACUGGAGUACACGGUUGGUAACAAAGACAAAAUUAAUGCGCUUUACGAUCUUACUCCCGAUGGAUCUCUACCUCCUGCCCCAAAGGAAGUAAAGGAAGCGUUGAAAAUGUUCGGCCAUGAACAGUUCCGACCCGGUCAGGAACGAGCCAUAAUGCGAGUUCUCUGUGGAAUGUCAACCUUGGUAACCUUGAGUACGGGUUCCGGCAAAUCGCUGUGCUACCAAUUGCCAGCCUAUCUAUAUCGAAAGCACCGGAAAUGCGUAACUCUGGUUAUAUCGCCUUUGGUGUCCCUCAUGGAGGAUCAAGUUCACGGAGUGCCUGGCUUUCUCAACGCUCAAUGUCUUCACACGAAUCAGACUCCCAAAGUUAGAGAGAAGACAAUGGCAGCGAUUGCGGCCGAAGAACUAGAUGUGCUGUUAAUAUCGCCGGAAGCAGUUGUGUCCGGUGAAAAGUCAACCGGUUUCGGUUCGUUACUCCGUCAGCUCCCACCCAUUGCUUUUGCCUGUAUCGACGAGGCGCAUUGUGUGUCUCAAUGGAGUCAUAAUUUUCGGCCCAGCUAUUUGAUGAUCUGUAGGGUUCUCAAAGAAAAGCUGGGCGUUCAAACAAUUCUCGGUCUAACGGCCACGGCCACCAUACAAACGAGACUCAGCAUUGUCGAACACUUGGGCGUUCCCGAUGGGUUGAACGGAAUCAUCAGCGACAUCCCGUUGCCAGAUAAUCUAAUCCUAACAGUGUCGAAAGACGCCAACCGAGACGCAGCCCUAUUGCACUUACUACGAUCGGAUAGGUUCAGUGAACUUCAUUCGAUUAUCGUUUACUGUACCAGACGUGACGAAUGUGAACGAGUUGCUUCAUUUCUAAGAACGUGCUUCCAGGAUAGUCAAAGAGCAGCCGAGGCCGCAGAAGGUGGAACUAGUUCCAAAAAACGAAAGCGAGUGAACUACACGGCAGAACCCUAUCAUGCUGGGCUGCCUUCUUCGCGAAGAAAGACCAUCCAAAAUGCUUUUAUGGGUGGGGAUUUGAGAAUUGUGGUGGCUACCAUUGCUUUCGGUAUGGGUAUCAAUAAGUCGGAUAUUCGAGCCAUAAUCCAUUACAAUAUGCCGAAAAAUUUUGAAAGCUACGUCCAAGAGGUCGGUCGCGCUGGUCGCGAUGGAAAAAUUUCUCACUGCCAUCUGUUUUUGGAUAGCAAAGGUAACGAUCGGAACGAGCUGCGUAGGCACGUUUACGCUAACUCAAUCGAUCGGCAUGUCAUUCGAAAAUUGUUGCAGAAAAUAUUCGUUCCAUGUGCCUGCAUUAACAACUUCAAAAACAAAGAAUUUUCAGAAGAGCACCGGAAACAAAUCGAAGCUCUCAAAGACAUCGAUUGGUCGGAGGAUUUCAACGAUCAUGCUCCCAAUAAGUCCACUGAUGUAAUGGCACUAGCACCGGUGAAAAAACAACGCAUUUGUCCCGGUCAUGAAGCCUGUUUUUCGAUCGAAUCUACCGUGCAACAGUUGGAUAUUCCAGAGGAAAAUAUAUCGACGCUUCUUUGCUACCUGGAACUGCACGAAGAACGAUACAUCCAGGUGCUAAGCCGGGCUUAUGUUAUGUGCAAGGUGAUGUCCUAUGCUGGUGCGAGGGCGCUGAGAGCUGCAGCCAAGCAGUGCCCUCCUUUGGCCAUGGCAGUUGCCUUGGAUCUGAAAAAGGGAGUAUCCCACGAUACCUCUACCUUUCUUGAAUUUCCUGUGAUAGAUGUUGCGGCUGCUAUCGGAUGGGACAGCGGCGUAGUGAAGUUUCAGCUGAAAAAUCUCGAAUGGACUGUCGAAAAUAACGUCCGCAAACGAAGUCCCAUCACGGUGGUGUUCUAUGAUCUUGGUUUUCGCAUUCGAGCGCCAGGUGAUUUGUCGGAUGAUGAGCUGGACUCCAAUUUGGAUUCCCUUUACGCACGUGUUACGAGCCAGGAAAAGGCACAACUCAUCCAGUUGCAAUGCGUGUUCGAUGCCCUGUCGUCGGUAGCUUUCCAAACCUACGUACCGGUCAGUGGUGCGGAAUGCCCUCGAGGACCAUCGGAUAAGCUGAAAAAAGUAGUGCGUGACUAUUUUCAAACCAAUGUUAACAACGAUAACGUUGAACUCGUUCCUGAGAACGACGACACGCCGGAUUCCCAAUUGGUCAGCGACGUGCGUACCAUGGUGCACCGGUAUCCGGAAAAUAACUUUAGCGGACGGGCAAUCGCACGGAUUUUCCACGGAGUGCAAAGUCCCAACUAUCCGGCCGUUAUCUGGGGCAGAUGCAGCUACUGGCGCAGCCAUACCGGUGUUGAUUUCAAUAGAAUUGUCCGGCUGGCAAACGCGGAAAUUAUACGAAUGCGAACCUAAACCAUAUUCUAAAUGUUCUAAAUUUUACUGACUGUUUCCGGAAAAGUUGUUAUUUUUAUAAGUUAAAUAAACCAUACGAAUUUAAA